UAAAGCACCAACAUGUCUGCCGAAGUAGCAGAAGUUCAACUUCAAGUGCGGUUUAUAACCAAACAAGAACAAUAUGCUGUACCAGACAGUCCAUAUGCAAUUCAAAGCAACGUCCAAGUAGCAGAUUUGAAUACUUUGAUUAAUGCUUUGUUAAAAGAGACCAAUCCAUCAUUAGAGAAGGCUGUCGAGUUUGAUUUCCUAGUAUGUGGGGAAUUGUUGUGUUCGUCGCUCUCAGAACACCUGCAGGAGAAAGGAGCGUCGACAGAAGAUACAUUGGAGAUAGAAUAUCUUGAAAGAUUCCCUGCACCAGCACCACAGGACUGUUUGAUGCAUGAUGACUGGGUAUCUUCAGUGCAUUCACAUACAAACUGGAUAUUGUCUGGUUGCUAUGACAACAGCAUUCAUAUUUGGAGCACUAAGGGUCAACAUAAACUGGCCAUACCUGGCCACACAUCUCCAGUUAAAGCGGUUUCUUGGGUUUCCUUGGAUGCUGAUCAGGCAGUUUUUGUCAGUGGAUCUCAUGAUCAGUCGGCCAUGUUAUGGGUUUGGAAUGUUCCUCGUAAUUCCGUUGACUGUGUAGUGACUUGCCGUGGUCAUGAGAAGGGUAUUGAGUGUCUUGCAGUAUCAGCUGAUGCUAGCCGCUUUGCAACUGGCAGCUGGGAUAACAAUGUCAACUUGUGGAGUACCAGUCUAGCAGAGGAAGAGAAUGUUCCUGCAAAGAAAAAAAGUAAACCAGAACAUGGGAAAGCUAGGGAGCCACUAACCACAUUGAAAGGUCAUCGAGAAGCAGUGUCAGGUGUACAAUGGAUGGAUUACAACACAGUACUGUCUAGUGGAUGGGACCAUCUGUUGAAACUUUGGGACUGCGAAUUAGGCGGCAUCAAGCAGGAAAUUGCUGGCAAUAAAGCAUUCUUCGACGCGGACUGGUCUCCACUAAACAACAGCAUCAUCACGGCAUCAGCUGACCGACACAUUCGUCUCUAUGAUCCAAGAUCCACAGAGAGUAUUGUCAAAACCACAUUCACUUCGCACACGGGUUGGGUGCAGUCCGUCCGUUGGUCUAAAACGCGAGACACCUUGUUCCUGUCUGCUGGUUACGAUGGUCAAGUUAAACUAUGGGAGACUCGAAGUCCACGUACACCUCUUUACGACUUGAGCGGACACGAAGACAAAGUGCUAUGCUGUGAUUGGUCGAACCCUUCGUUGCUGGUCAGCGGAUCCUGUGACAACACGCUUAGAAUAUUCAAAGCGAAACACUACCAAACUGCGUGAAAGGUUAACCUUGUAUGAAGUGACCAACCAACACCUAAUAGUGUUCGAACAUUUUGACGUUUU
Molecule: messenger RNA, 1335 nt
Organism: Spodoptera exigua (beet armyworm)
Lineage: Eukaryota; Metazoa; Arthropoda; Insecta; Lepidoptera; Noctuidae
Source: the annotation of a GenBank genome assembly